AUGUAUAAAAUUUCCAGGCGAACCAUUUCAUCACCUGUAACAGCCUCGCUCUGCUGUUCAUCGACGAGACCCACCACUGCGAAACGAGCAUAUCACUAUCCUGGCUUCUUUACAUCCUUUUGGUUGAAUCGCCAUUACCAUAAUAACGAUGAACCACCGACUGCAGAAAAAUUGCAAUCUUACCCUAUAAGAACCAGCCGAGAGUUACGAACGCAAAAGAUACCACCUAAACGAUCUAAGAUGCUGUUGCGAGAUUUCGUUGAUGAUGCGUUGUUCAACCCUAAUUACGGCUAUUAUUCCUCAGCAACAUCACUACUGUCAUCGCCUAACAAACAAAGUCAAAUGGACAGAGAGAAUGUGGAAGACGAACAUUAUAUCCAUUAUAGAAAUAGAGGAAAGGUGAGAAGGCAGCAGGAGCAACAACAACAUAUGCCUUUGAGAUACACGUUAACAGAGCUGUUCAAGUCACUGUAUGGUCAUGCUAUCGCUAAAUACAUGGUAACAGAAUAUAAACUCAAACUUUAUCCACAUAAAGAUUUGAUUAUUUAUGAAAUUAUUGGCGGCAAUGGGAGAUUGAUGCCUCAUAUUUUGGACUACAUUGAGAAGUAUGAACCACAAAUCUACAAACGCACACAGUAUACUUUGAUCGAAUUAUCCGAUAGAAUUGUAUCGCCAGCUUUUUUGAAGGACAUUUCAACCAAACAUCAUCCAAUGGUCACCAGCUUAAACGAGAAUAUAUUUGAUUGGAACACUUUAGUAACAGAACAAUGCUUCUUUCUCGGGAUGGAAGUAGUGAACCAUUUUGCACAUGACGUAGUUAAAUAUGAUUUGGAUACUUUACAAUGUUAUCAGGGCAUGAUCUGCGUGGAUGAGAAGAGAAAUUAUUCAGAAGUGUUCACACCGCUAUCCGACCCUCUCAUUGCAAAGUAUUUGAAAGUACAAGAAAAGGUUCUCGAUUAUGAUGUUCAAAGUAAAAAAAGGAGAUUAUCUCAACUGCAGCCAAAUAGCUUAGCUAGCAAGUUUUAUUCAUUGUUCUUCAACAGCAGUGAUUCUACAGAGACAACAGUGCGCCAUCAUAUUCACAGCGAUAAUCAAACCAAUAAUAGCAAUGACCAUACCAACCGAAAUCUUUCGCUGCCAGAAUACCUUCCUACUAAGCUGUUUGAAUUUCUUCAUAUCCUCAGUACCUAUUUCCCUAGUCACCGGCUCAUUUUGACUGACUACGAUAAGAUUUUUACCAACCGCAGAGGUAUCAAUGCGCCUUUGAUACAAAUUCCUUUAUACAAUGAUGACCCCUGGAUUCAAACAACCAUUAGCGAUGAUUAUUUACUACCACCAGGUUGGUUUGAUAUACUUUUCCCCACCAACUUUGAUCUAUUGAAAGAUAUCUACUUGACCGCGUUCAAUACCGGAACCAGGUUUCAAAACAAUGUCAAAUCAAUGAACUAUAGUGACUUCUUGGAUAGAUAUCAUACGUCCAUCUUAACAGACAAAGACAAGAAGAAUAGAAAAAAGAACAGUAAAAAGUCGCAUCAACAGUUCAUGCAUUCAUCACAUAUAAAGAUCUUUUUGACAUAA
Mycotypha africana is the source of this 1578-nucleotide messenger RNA. RefSeq names its product S-adenosyl-L-methionine-dependent methyltransferase. Gene Ontology annotation, molecular function: protein-arginine omega-N symmetric methyltransferase activity. NCBI's taxonomy places the organism in Eukaryota, Fungi, Mucoromycota, Mucoromycetes, Mucorales, Mycotyphaceae. Gene Ontology annotation, cellular component: mitochondrion. The transcript has 3 exons. The record is from RefSeq and is a predicted model, not a curated record. The coding region runs from base 1 to 1578 and encodes 525 amino acids.